Peniophora sp. CBMAI 1063 is the source of this 393-nucleotide messenger RNA. Lineage: Eukaryota; Fungi; Basidiomycota; Agaricomycetes; Russulales; Peniophoraceae. The record is from the annotation of a GenBank genome assembly.
AUGGUCACCCAAGCCGAAAGGAGCGACUCAAACGAUACGGUAUCGAUCAGUCCCAGUCGACUAGAUUCUGUGCAUACCAGGCUUGGAGAGCUCGUUGAUGACGCCUACGGUCAUCCUGCGUACCAGACACCUAAGGUCAGCGAUCAGCUUGCGCGGGCCAACAAUAAACUCUAUGCUGCAUGCUCCAAUUCCGCACAGUUAACAAAACGUGACUCGAUGAAUCCCGUUGGUUGGAUGUACCGCGCAAAGAGGCGUAGAAACGUGGCGCAAGCUGAAUCUCUCAUGAAGGAUGCGAAGCACACCUUAAGCGUAACAAAACUCGCUGUGAGCGGGAUUGAAAGCACGCGCCGUGAUGUCGAGGUGGCGGCUCGUCGUAAUAGUAGAGACUCAUGA